Lolium rigidum is the source of this 852-nucleotide messenger RNA. RefSeq names its product cysteine-rich repeat secretory protein 55-like. The record is from RefSeq and is a predicted model, not a curated record. The annotation marks the transcript as partial. The transcript has 2 exons. Lineage: Eukaryota; Viridiplantae; Streptophyta; Magnoliopsida; Poales; Poaceae.
AUGGCGCUCACCCGCUGCCUCCCCAUCCUCCUCCUAGUCGCCAUGACGGCGUCCGCCGGUGCCUCUGAGGACCGAGCCAACUCCUUCGUGGCCAAGUGCUACCCGCCGCCGACGCCCAUGUCGGACGGCGGCAGCGCGUUCCGCGAGAACCUCCUCGACCUCCUGAAAGCCCUCCCCUCCGCUGCAGCGCCGACGGGCUUCGCCUCCCUGCAGACCGGGGGCGUGGCCGUCGCCGACCGCGCGUUGGUUCGCGGCCUCUGCUUCGGCGACUCCGUGCCUAAGCGGUGCCGCCGCUGCCUGUCCAACGCCAGCAAGAAGAUCACCAGGAAAUGCAGCGACGCGAGCCGGCACGCAGGCUUCUGGGACCGGCGCUGCUUCCUGGGCUAUGCAGACGGCGCCAACUCCUCUGCCGGCUUGGACGACGACUUUGGCACGGUGCUCUUCUCCGGCGACGCUAUCCCAAGCCCCGACAUCGUCAGCGUGCAGAGGCUCGUGGCUCUGGCGCAGUCCCUGGCCCUGGCCGCGAAGGGAUCGGUGGCCACCACCGACGCGACCACUCCGUCGAGCAAAGGCGACGCUACAGCUGAAAACCGCACGGUGCAUGUGAUGGGGCAGUGCGCGAGGGACCGCAGCGCGGCUGACUGCGUGGGUUGCCUGCGGGAGGCGUCGCUACUGAUGGCAAAGACCUGGGAGGCUGACGGCGGCGCGCAUGGACGUGUGGCCGCGGUCGUGGGCUCGAACUGCUACCUGCGAUUCCAGAUAUCGACUCCACGGCCGCCCCUGGGAGAGAGGAUCAGGAGGAUCCUGAAGGAUAAUCUCGUGCUUACCGUGUGCGUUGCCGUGACGAUCGUC